Colletotrichum chrysophilum is the source of this 1965-nucleotide messenger RNA. RefSeq lists its product as uncharacterized. NCBI's taxonomy places the organism in Eukaryota, Fungi, Ascomycota, Sordariomycetes, Glomerellales, Glomerellaceae. The transcript has 2 exons. The record is from RefSeq and is a predicted model, not a curated record. Bases 1 to 1965 code for a protein of 654 amino acids.
AUGGGCUUGCAAGACGUCGAAGCGCGGGCUACCAGGGCCAUCGGUGUGGUUGAUGAUGACGCCAAAGGAGAUCGAAAGCCAUCACACGACGCUUUUGCACGUACAGACGAAGAGGCCUCCUUCGACCUGGCAGCCAAGUUCCUCCGGAUGGACCGCGCAACCCGCCGUGCAAUCGCUUUGCAAUACCAGCCAGACGAGUCUUUCAUGGAUGCGUCCCCAGACGAGCUUUCGCCCAUCACGAUCGAUGAAGGCAGGCGUACAUGUUCGACCAAGCUUGAGGUUCAUCCAACCCUACCAUUCCGCGGCAAGGAGUCAGACUCCAGUCUAAGAUCAAGGAAAUACUGCCGGAGUAUUCCCUCCAUCGACAGCGUCGAAAGCCGUCCCGAAUCGACCAAGGAGACUGCUCGCGAACGCAUCUCGGGCGACUCUGGCUACGGCUCAGAUUACCGUCGAAGGCGUAUUCAGUCUGAGUACCUCCGUGGUGCCGAUGGAAGCAUCCAGAGACGAGAGGCAACGGCCGGGGUUGGCUCUACGGGGACCAUGGUCAAUCCACAGUCACAGCAAGGUCGACAACAUCGUAUCCCUACCCGUGUUGAGUACGAUGAUUCCGAUAUCGAGGAAUCUUUUCCUGAGUCUCGCCAUUCCACUGCCUCGUUCCGCAGAAAUGCCUUGUCUGCCAAACCUGUCGGCGGGAAGAGUGCUGAUGCUUACGGGCAAGCUACUCAGAGACGCCCAAAGCCAUACGAACAAUCACGUCAAGCAAAGGGCCUUCGAAGAGUCAGGGGCAGCACAGCCCUGAGGCCAGAGAACCCAACCAAUUCACCAACCAAUUCGUCGCCAACUCAAAGAUCCAACAAUCAGAUUCCUGACCGCCCUUCUCUCGAAACACUGGACGAUGCCAGUUCAUCAGAACCGGGUGAUCAGCCCAAGCUUGAGACAGACACCACAUGCAUCCAAAAUACCCUCCUGUCGAUGUCAAGGAUGAAACCUCGACCAAGAUCCGAAGUUACACCUCUAUCUAUCCCUUGGUCAGUAGCUUCAUCGCGCCCACGCUCCGAAAUCUUCCUUUGCAUCGCAGAAAGCUCGGAAUCGACUGGUGAUAGCGACGGAAACUCCUCUAUCGAGUCCAGCGUCUUCUCUAUUCCGGAGUCGUCCAUCGAGGAGUAUCACAUCCACCCUGACGACCCCUUUCAGCACCAUCUGAAUGACGCGAUCACUGCCGUCACUCGGCAUUACCGUGUGUGGCAAGUUCAGCAAAGGGGUAGCUCAGCCGGCGAGAAGGGCACCAAGCGAGCAAGUGUUUCGACCCCAGACUCUUCUCAUCACGCAAGAAAACGUCCCCACACUGGCAAGCAAGAUCAACCAAGUUUGGACGAGAAUGAUGAUGCUGGACCAGGCUAUAAACGUGCCAAGUUCCCAACUUCAUCCUCUGCUUCAGGGAGACAGCUUGCCUGCCCUUUUUGGAAGAAGGAUCCCGAGAAUCAUCGCCAAUGCCACAAGAAGGUUCUCAGCAAAAUCAAAUAUGUCAAGCAACACCUCUAUCAAUUCCAUGAGGCGCCCAUAACGUCAGCCUGCUGCGGUGCCGUAUUCGAGACCGAAGACGCCCAUGACCAGCAUGUCCGCGCGCGGCAGUGCCAGAUUAUUCCGGGAGGUGUACAAAGGCAGGGGCUGACCCGCGCUCAAAUUCAGGAGAUUCACCGUCGUGCGGAUCCAAGAAAAACCGAGGAGGAAAAGUGGUUUGCCAUAUGGGAUAUUUGCUUCCCUGGCCACCCUCAUCCGACAUCAGCAUACAUCGACAACGAUCUCUCCGAAGACCUUCGCAGCUUCCCAAGGGACGUUGAUGGCGCAAGUGCCGUCGCUAGGGCACUGCUUCGGGCACGACCAUCUGCUGAUGCUGUCGACGCAGUCCGUACCGUCGCAGUAGCCAGCCUGAGCGGUAAUGUCAGUAUCAUUUUGAGCGAAUAG